Messenger RNA from Populus nigra (black poplar), 888 nucleotides. RefSeq names its product protein S40-7-like. The transcript has a single exon. The record is from RefSeq and is a predicted model, not a curated record. Lineage: Eukaryota; Viridiplantae; Streptophyta; Magnoliopsida; Malpighiales; Salicaceae. Bases 60 to 740 code for a protein of 226 amino acids.
AAAUCUUGUAUCUACCAGCUCUCCGCAUUAUUAAUUUUCCAUCAAUUGAAAAAAAUCGGAUGGACCCCGCCUCCCGUUACCGUUUCCUCGGCAUCCCCUCCUCCACUUCCUCCUCCUCCUCCUUGGCCGACGGAAACGGUGACAGUAACGGUAACGGAGAUGAGCUCAACGAGGAUGAUAUUCUCUGGACCAACGAUUACACCGAUCAAAGCCUAAGCAAUUCCUCCUCCUCCUCUCCAACAACCACCUCCGCCAACAACCUCCAAAGUAAAUCUAACCACCUCACAGCUUUCCCUAAGAACUCGGGCAUUCUCGCGGCGUUACCAGAAACCAACCACAACACGGUUCUCUACCGCAAGCCUUCACUUCCAUCAUCAUCAUCAUCGUCUUCUUCUUCGUCGUCUAGAGCAAUCCCAUUAAUUCCAAGAUCACCUCACGUGGCGGAAUACGCGUCACAGUCGGUACCGAUAAGGAAAUUGAACCAGUCGGCCCCGAUGAAUGUGCCGGUGUUGUCGAUUGCAAUGGCGAAACAGAGGAAUAGCAGGUUUAAGGAGGAUGAUGAUGGUGAGUUUGAUGGAGAUGAGGAGAUGUUGCCGCCUCAUGAGAUUGUGGCACGAGGGUCGAGGCGGUCGCCGAAGACAACAUUUUCGGUUCUCGAAGGGGUUGGGAGGACGUUGAAAGGAAGGGAUCUGAGACAGGUUAGGAAUGCUGUUUGGCGUCAAACUGGGUUUCUUGAUUGAUUUUGAUUAUUCAUUCUACUGCUAUUGUUAUUGGUGAUGUAGUUUUGAUUUAUUUUGGUGGGAAUUGCAGCUGUUACAAUUUGUGGUAAAAGAUUUUGGAAGAUGGUAAUUAGAAUUGAAUGAAGUUUUUCCCCCAAGCAUUAGCCUA